AUGAAGAGAGAUGGAGAGAUGUGUCCAUCGGGGGAUGCUGGGGCACAGAGCGGAGCUGACGCGAAACCCCUCGGAAUCCGCGGAGUUCGUGGAAUGCGUUUAUCGAACAUCGAAUCUGUCGAUUGUGAAGUAUCGGCAUGGAGUUACUGGAGCGGCUGCAGUGUACAUUGUGGUAUAGGAAUCAGUGAGAGACGGAGACUGGUUAUCACAGAGCCUCAGAAUGCCGGUCAGAAGUGUCUACCGUUAAGACAGGUCAAAGCGUGUUUCAGCAGUUUCUGCGACAUCAGCAAAAAAUAUGGAAAUAGUGUUGCUUUAAUUUUACCCCAUAAUUAUGGCGAGAAACGCGACGACGCACAACGCAACGCAGUCAACAACUUCUUCUUCCGAGAUCGAAUGACAUUCAAGAGUUACUGUGUAUAUUUCAAGCUAAGGCAUGUAAAUAAACGCUGUUAUUCAGAUGAUGCAAGUUGGACAGCUAGUCUUACGAAACCCAAGAUAGCGUGCGUGGAGUGUAACCGCCCCGCUUACGGGACGGAUGGGCGGUGCCAUGGGGAGGGCGUCAUUAAAGAAAAAACCCGAUUCGUGGCCGUCGACGUCAAGGGUUGCCGAGGUCGAUGGAUCCAGCAAUCUAUGGAAGACGACUGCAAAUGUGAUACUGGAGAGGAUUAUAUAUUCAUCUAGUAGAUAAUACAUCUUCUUCUCCUGACAUUAUUAUUCUGAUUAUUUAGGCUGUAUUUUUUACUUUUAAGAAUUUGUCGCUCGGGUACUGUACGCUAUUUGGAUAAUAAUAAGACAAUGUGAAUGUCAUAUGUAUAGCAUGUUAUUACAUAAAGUAUCGAAUAUCAUUAUAGAGUUCAAUGUAAAUUUGUUUGAUUUCCUAACAUCCUUGAAUUGUAUUCUUAUAUAUUUUGAAGUAUUCUCCUUCUCCGUGUCUUGUUUUAUAAAUUUUCAUGAAAUGGAUGAUACAUAAAACUGGUAUUCUUUAAACAUCAGCAAAAAGUAUCUCUUCGAUUAAAAAUAUAUAUUGUAUAUUCACAGCAAUAAUGAUAGAAUAAGGAAACGCAUUUACAUGAAUGGUUUAUUGAAUUAUAAUACGAUGUCACGAUAAACAUGUAUGAUAAAAACAUAAUUUCAAAAACAUUUGGGGGCCUUGGAGUAUAGUUGUUUCUAAAUGUUUAUAAAGUAACAUGAUGGAUUGUUAUGACAUUUUAUCUUUUAUUUCCUGAUGUUUCUUAAUAAUCAACGAUUAUAUAUUAGAGUAGAUAUGCUUUAAUGAAUAUAACGUGUCCUAAAUUUAUUUUAUAGCUUUAAAGACAUGCUAGUAUUUGUUUCGAGGAAAUGCGAAUGAUACAGAGUUAAAUUAAUUUAUGUAAAAGAAUCAUCAAUUAAUAUCAAUUUGUUUCAAUAAAAAUGUCUCAAUAUGCAAACGAGCAAAGUAAUAACUAGUUCUACUCAGCAAUCUUUUUUUAACGUACAACAAAACACCAGAAAGUAUUGUUUACAUUAUUUUUCAGCAUCUUGGACCAAAUGGGUAACACCUCAGUCAUAUUUUGUAUUCAGUCGUGUAAAUAAUAGUCUGUUUGGUGUUUUUUAUACACAGUUACACACAACUAUCAAAAUGGUAUAUUCUUAGUCAUGAAGAUUUGUAAUAUGAAGGCGUAUAAAUCUACAUAAUAAUGUGUCCUAUUUGACUGUAGGGUUAAACUUAGAUAUAAUAACGUGUUUUGUGUACUGAUAGCCGCAUGACAAGUAUCAUAUAACUACGUGAAGAGUCUAAAUACUGUACUAUGUUUAAGGAAUACAUAAUGUUGCAUUUUAUGUAAAGGUGCUAUCUUCUGUCAUUGUGUACAUACUAUUUUCGUGCAUGGUUUUUAAUGCUUUUUAGACUUGUAUUUAUAUUGAGAUAUAUUAUUCUUUUUGAAUUUCCACAUUUUCUUUACUUGCUGUAGCCUUCUUGCUUGUGUUAUUGACAGUGUAUAGCGAAAGACCUGCUAUUUUGUGUAAACCGAAUUAUUCUGCUGCACGUCCUAAAUUUAUCCUAGUUUUAUUUUUCAAAGCUAUUUUAUAGAUUAUGUUGUAUAUUAAUCCAAGGAUUGUUAGGUAUUUGUGUAAAACUGCUUUGUUUUAUUGAUUCUCAGUUAAAUAGAUGCGAACUCUUGAUAUUGAUAUCCACAUUAUUUAUUUCCUUAUUUGCUAACCUGCCAUGUUAUCGCCUUGAUUUCGCUAGCAAUUGUCUCUUGAUUUCUUGAUUUCUAGACUUGUAAACACUUUAGUUUCGUAUAAUUCAGAUAACGCAUCUCCCAUUUCUUCACGAUUGCUCAUUUUUGUAUUAAUUUUGGUAACUAUGCAAAUUAAUGAACCAAAUAAUGUAAAACACGGAAUAUUUGUAAUAAUCUCCUUCUUU
This is a messenger RNA of Strongylocentrotus purpuratus (purple sea urchin), 2404 nucleotides long. Its product is annotated as somatomedin-B and thrombospondin type-1 domain-containing protein. The transcript is spliced from 5 exons. The record is from RefSeq and is a predicted model, not a curated record. The coding region runs from base 1 to 681 and encodes 226 amino acids. Lineage: Eukaryota; Metazoa; Echinodermata; Echinoidea; Camarodonta; Strongylocentrotidae.